AUGGAGUUAAAUUCCAAAUUAAUGGAAGAGUUUGUCAAAAUCUGGCCAAGUGAGUAUAUAAAAAAAUUUUAUAUAAAUUUUGGUGGCCGAUUCUACACAGACAAGGCACACAGAUAUAAUAUUUUUUAUAACACAGAGUGGAAAGAAUUAAAUUUGGAAAUUCGUGGUAAUUGUUUAUUGGCUUAUGAUGCUAAUGAUCAAAGUAUGGGUACGGAAUGUGGGCCUGUUAUGGGAUGGCUUUUAGAACACGUAAAUUUUAAGCUUGGAAUUCCUACACAUUUUCUUACUCUUCCUGAUAAUUUAGAAUUAAAAUCUUUGGAUGAUUCUUCUAUUAUUUAUUUCCAUGAAAAAGAUGAUCCCGACCAAGCAUUUUUGGCUAUUUUCUGUAAAACUAGAGAGGACACCGAUGACCUUUUUGAUAGACUUAGACAAUGUAGUUUAACUCUCCUAAAAUCAGCUGUUGGUAAGAGUUUUUACAAUGCUCGCCCUGGCUAUCUUGCUCUUCAAGAGAAGGCUGAAAUUACAACUAAUAUAGCUAUAAACAGACUAGAAUCGCUCAAGUAUGAGCAUGACUUUCUCAAAAAACAGCAAGAGAACUUGAAGCUCGAUAAUACUUUAUUGCUAACCCAGUCUGCUGUGAAUAGCCAACUGUACUCUGAAGGAAUGCAACUUCAACUUCAAGAGAAUUCUCACCUUAGAAAUGAACUUGAACAGGCUUUGAACGAGAUUUACCUCAGGGAUGAAAGUAUUAAGAAUCUGAAAAAUGAUCUCAAGACUUGCAAACAGAUAAUGGGUAACAGGAUCGAGUCUAAUGAGGCUUUAAAACAGGAACUCGACUCUACUAACUCAGCUAUAGACGAGGCCAAUAUGAUUCCUGAAAAGAAACUCCGUGCAUUAUAUACUAAAAAGGCAAAGCAGGCAAAUCUUUUAUCCCUAAAACUUCUUUCCUCAAAAUAUGACAACUCUAAGUUAGUUGCUAAAUACCACUCACUCAAGUCUGAAAUGAAAAAUGAGCUUGAUAAAAUACAAGAAUUUGUCGAUUCCUAUGAAAUGUAUGAUCUCCUCAAACUGUGGAUUUCUUGCAAUGAACUUAAGGUUGAAUAUUAUGAAAACCUCCCUGAUUUGAACUUUGAAGAACGCACUAGGCUUUUAGAAAAGAUUGAUAAAACUCAAUCUCAACUCAACAUCGCAAUGGUCAUUGCCCGUGCCACCUACAUUACUUAUCGUACUUUAAUUUUUGAUGAAGUUUUGAAGUCUUUCUCUGAUGACAAGACUACCACAUUCAGAACAUUACACGACAUUAUAAACUCGUCUUUUGAGAAACUUUCGUGGAUUUUCCAGCCGGAGUCGGUAACUGAGGACUCUUCUGAGCCUGUGUGGAUUAACAAUAUAAAGAUGACAAAACUCGUUGAAAAGACUCUAUACCACAAGGAUAGACCAAUUUGGUUUGACAGGGUCUCUUUUUCAUCUGCAAUAAGGCCUGUUGUCAGGUAUGACCAGGACAACAAAGCUGAGCUUGAAAUUAAAAAGCGACUCUUCUACUGUCUUGAGCAGAACAGCCAGUUAAGACAGAAAAUCCGCUCAAUGAGUAAGCAGAUGGGAAAUGACACUCACUGGAAAUCAAUAUGGCGCAGGACCAACCUUAGGAAGAAAUCCUCCAACUUUAAGUAACUAUCACGAUAUACUAACUGCCACAUAUUUUUUGCAAAUUAAAUUAAUAAAAGCGCCAAAUGGUUAUGAGUCCAGAAUUGAAUAACUAUAGGCCCUAUUAAUAACUUCAGAGCUAAAUGUAAUAUAAAUCUAA
Theileria parva strain Muguga is the source of this 1804-nucleotide messenger RNA. RefSeq lists its product as uncharacterized. Bases 1 to 1671 code for a protein of 556 amino acids. The record is from RefSeq and is a predicted model, not a curated record. The transcript is spliced from 7 exons. Lineage: Eukaryota; Apicomplexa; Aconoidasida; Piroplasmida; Theileriidae.